CCUCCUUCUGCCCCCAGCUGGCAGCUGGAGGAGGAACAUAAAUUCUGCAGCCAGGACACACGGAAACCUCUGUCUCUUUCACUGGCACUUCGCGGAGGUUGCUGACUUGCAGUUGAAAGCACCGCAACUCCACGGCCUGGCCCGGUGGCCCCUUACCAACAGCAGCCGCGUCUCAUCCGCCUGCGGGAUAGCACCUUAGAAGCGUCGCUCUCAACCAUCACAGUGUGAACCAGCUCGGCCCUUACGUUGGUCUCACUCCUUUAUACCUGCAACAAUUCCUGCGGCUCGUUUUACCAUACAGCCGGCCUGCCACCAUGGAUCCCAAAACCAUCCCCACCCACCUCCCACCACGCUACGAGAUCCGCGUGCUCGAACCCAAGCACUCAGACUGGGCAAAGGCCAUCGUCUUGCACAGCAACCUCUUCUACUCCCGUCUUUGGCCCGCCCUCUACCCAGAGCACAGAACCCGGCGCAUGUACGCCGGCUUCCGCGGAGCAACCUACCUCGUCGAGCACCAAAUCAACAGCGGCCACUCGCUCGGCGUCUUCGACACCGAAUACACCUUCAAGCGACCCGAGUCAGUGGCGACGGGCGGCACGCUGUACUGGGACCUGGAGGACGAGUCGCCCGACGGGGACACGCUGCUCGCGCAGAUGGACUUCCCGCUCGUGUCGGUCGCGCUGGCGUACGACGGCUUCCACACGCUCGACAUGGCCCAGAUGGCGCCGCUCGUCCGGGCGCUGCCGGCGUUUGGGGCCGUCUUCGCGCUGCUGGCCCAGCUGGACAGGAGGGAUCCGGAGAGCUGGAAGCCAAGGGCCGAGGGCGAGGUGCUGAUGCGGAACGCGACGAGCACGAGGGCGGAUUACGAGGGCAAGGGGUUGAUGAGGAAGCUGGCCGAGUAUAUGAUGCGGACGGCAGCGGCGAAGGGGUUUCGGGGGAUCCAGAUCGAGACCGUGUCGGAUGCCGUGUGCAAGGUCUGGAGUGCGCCGCCUGAGCCGUUCAAGGGGGAGAUCGUGUGCGAGUUCUAUACCGCAACGGCUGAGCUGGGGGAUGAGAAUGGACAGAAGACGUACCCGUUUCGGCCGGCGGAACAGAGAAUUACGAGGGUGACAGUCGUCCCGAGGGUGACUCUAGACGGAGUAGACGUGAUAUUCCGCUUCCAGUCGGGGACGGUUUACAACCAUGUCGCUCUUUGCGAUGGCACUGGCAGUGUUACUGAUGCUAUCACCUUGAUUGAUUCCGACACCAGACACAUCCGGAAGACCACAAACGAAGCCACAAUCACCAUGUCCGACCCUCACCCACAAGGCGGCAACCUCUUCGACAUGGCCAAGGAUGGUACCAGAGUGCCCGAAGACGCUGCCAAGCCCAAUGUGAUGCCAGCCGGUGAGGGCCUACCAAGCCAGAAGCGAGAGGGAGGGUGA
Parathielavia appendiculata is the source of this 1424-nucleotide messenger RNA. RefSeq lists its product as uncharacterized. NCBI's taxonomy places the organism in Eukaryota, Fungi, Ascomycota, Sordariomycetes, Sordariales, Chaetomiaceae. The transcript is spliced from 7 exons. The record is from RefSeq and is a predicted model, not a curated record. Bases 315 to 1424 code for a protein of 369 amino acids.